AUGUUCAACAAUUGCUACACGUACAACCCUCCUGAGUACGGGGUUUAUAUGAUGGCGAAGAACCUGGAACAGUAUAUUCUCGCCAAGCUCGCAACGAUGCCCCCUGAAAGAAAAAAUGAAACUACUACCGCCUCAGGUAUUUUUGAAACUUUCACACUGUGCGAUACGUGCAGUAUUCCACAGGAAGUGGAAAUACCACGCCCAACUGCUAAGCGAGCUGCUGGUAAAUCGAAGAAGUCAACUGGUCGUGUUGCAGUCGUCAAAGGAGGAAGCCGUGAAUCAUCUGUAUCUGUUCAGCGUGGCGUUGCCGACAGCUCGUCGAUUUUGGAUGCUGCAGCAAAUGGAGCUAUUCAUGCUUCCGCAACAGCUACUGUAGACGAUGUUCAUCCGACGUCAUCGCAAGCGCCUGUUCAGCCUGUCCUCCCUUCGAAGGUUCAGAAAGGCGUCAAACGAAAGGCAGAUACAACAACAUCAUUUGGUGAUGAUGUCGUAACUGCGAAAAUUGCAACUCGUCGAGAAUCUGGGCGACCACCCAAAAAACCGAAUUAUUUCAUCGACUACAAUCAGUUGAAGCCGCGUUUUAAAGGAAAACAAACUGAACAAAUGAAAUUUUGUCAGCGCCUCGUCAAUGAGUUAUUCACGAAGAAGUGUAAGUCGUUUACUUGGCCAUUUCUCGAGCCUGUGGACGUUGAGGGUUUGAAACUGGAAGAUUACUAUGAUAUAGUGAAGAAUCCAAUGGAUUUGGGAACGAUUAGGAGAAAAUUGGAUGCUAAGCAAUAUGCGACACCAGAAGAGCUACGGGCUGACGUUAUAUUAGUUUGUGAGAACUGCUACAAGUACAAUCCCACAUCAGAUCCUAUCCAUCAGCAUGGUCGAGCUCUUCAGAAGUAUUUUGAGGACAAAUGGCGCCAAAUGCCUGAAGAACCAGCAGUGGUUGAUGAGGGGACAACAUCGGCGAUAGCAGCACAGGUGGCAGCAGCGGUCCCUACACCAAUAAGUCACGUCACGCCACCAGUCCAUGCGGUCACAUCUGCUUCUGCAAUAAGCAAGGAUGAAUCAGUAGUGUCUGGUCUUCCUCUUGUGCCGUUGGAUGUUUCUUCAGGUGUUAUUGACAGCGACGAACAUAUUGAUCUCAUUUUACUUGCUCUGCAAACUGAAACUGCCAAAUGUCAGGAGAAGAUAUCCGAACUUCAGCGUCAUUCUCAGGAAAUUCUGUCGUUGAGGCUAAAACGAAGAGAAGCUCAAGCAAAUCAUCUGCCAGUACCGGUCCUUUCGGCGGCCACUGUAGGCACUCUCCAGUCCUUGGUUUCAACACAGUUUUCCUUCAUUGCGAGCAGCCCAACUCCGAUGAUGAAAUCAUCCGCUGUAUAUCCUGCUGGCAGUGGUGCUGCUUCCGUGUCGCGUAAAAAACCCGGCCGUCCUGCCAGGACUUACCAGCAGCAAGUGUCAGAAUUACCUGCAGGAUUGCGUACAAAUAACGUUGCUGCGGAGAUAUCAUCUCAGGAUCGAGAACCGAAACAUGAAAUAAAUUCACCGUUGAGCAAGACUUCUUCCCAUCAACGGCAAGUCCAAAAUUCGGUGCAUGUGUCUACUCCAGUUGUACGUUCAACGGCAGCAGUUCCACCUCAGGGAACACCUCAAAAACCUUCCGAACAAAGUGUGCAAGCGUCAGUAGCGCGUAAGCGUGGUCGGCAGCCUGGUUCUAAAAACAAACCAAAAAUAGACACGACACAGUCCGGUAUGUCAGUUGCAGAUGCUGCUCCACGGCAGUCUGGAUCAAGAAGGGUGCGUGAAGAUUAUGAUUUCGAUUCGGAAGAUGAACGCACUGCAGAGCCAAUGAGUUAUGACGAAAAGAGACAACUGUCGCUGGACAUCAACAAAUUGCCGGGUGAUAAGCUCAGCAGUGUUGUCAGUAUUAUUGAAUCUAGAGAACAGCUUCCGGGUUUUAAUCCGGAGGAAAUUGAAAUUGAUUUCGAAACUCUUAAGCCGACUACGCUGCGUGAGUUAGAAGCAUUUGUUGCUGCAUGCUUGAAGAAAAAACCAAGGAAACCAUACACACCGAAGUCGCAGAAAGAAGUCGAGAUUAAGAAACGGGAGCUGGAAGAGAAAAUCAAAGGCUUAGGUGGAGUGAUCACUUCAACACCUAUAACUAUAGUUUUUAUUCUAGCACAAAACGGUGCACGAACAGAGCCGAUAACCACGGGUAAAAGCGGUGAACCAUCAUCUUCAGAAUCCUCUUCAAGUGAAGAUGACUCGUCAUCGGAUUCGUCAUCUUCGGAUUCCUCAGAUAGUGAAUCAGAGACCACAGGUAAUGCAAAAGUGGAACAUCAGGAACAGCGUACUGGUGCUGAAAAAUCACAAGGCCCUGGGCAUGCAACAAAAGAGGUGAAAUUCUGUCCCAUACUUGGUUUAAAUAGGAAAGAAAUUGAUUGUGCUCGUUGCUUCGAUGGUUUGGAGUGUACACAACGUGUACCGAAUCGGCGAUACUUUUUUGAACUAUUAGAAAUACAACUUGAAUGUGCUAAAGGAUUCGUGAUUUGGGUUAAAAAGUGUUGUUUGAAGAAGGGAACACCACCAACUCCAUCAUCUACAAACAGUCAACAACAGCAUUCAAGUCCCGUAUUACAGCAUCCUGCAAAUCAUUUUCAGUUUGGAAAUGUCAAAGAAGAGGAGCUGGAGUGCGGUAACGAUGUUUUGGCAGUGACAGGAAACCAACUCGUUGCUGUGAAUUCUAGUAAUGCGUUGUCUAAUGCAUCGCAAGCGCAACAGACACAGCCUCAAGUUUCCGGCGGAUCAAUACUUGACCAGUUGCUACCAGCAAAGCAAAAUGAAAUGGAAGACAGAACUGGUGUAAAAAAAUUGUCUGGAUGGGAUACUUUGGCAAAGAAAAGCCAGAGUGGUAGUCUGAGCAUGCAAACGUCAACGCAGUUUGAAUUAUUUCGAAAGCAUGCCAGAGAAAAGGAAGAAAAGCGUAAGCAGCUGAGAGUGGAAGAAGAACAAAGGCGUCGUUUGAAAGAACAGGAAGAAAAAGAACGUGCCAAGGACCAGGCUGCAGCUGAAACUGCUGAGCUGGAACAGAGACGACAAAAUGAACUCCUGCGUCAAAAAGAACAAGAAAGGCGACGUCGAGAAGCGAUGAGUACAGGUGGCGAUGUUACAAGCCAGAUGGAUUUAAUGCUCAAUUUUGAAGCUAAUUUCUAG
Messenger RNA from Acanthocheilonema viteae, 3201 nucleotides. The record is from the annotation of a GenBank genome assembly. NCBI's taxonomy places the organism in Eukaryota, Metazoa, Nematoda, Chromadorea, Rhabditida, Onchocercidae.